Molecule: messenger RNA, 2527 nt
Organism: Sesamum indicum (sesame)
Lineage: Eukaryota; Viridiplantae; Streptophyta; Magnoliopsida; Lamiales; Pedaliaceae
Gene: IP5PII
Product: myo-inositol polyphosphate 5-phosphatase 2
Biological process (GO): phosphatidylinositol dephosphorylation
Molecular function (GO): phosphatidylinositol-4,5-bisphosphate 5-phosphatase activity; phosphatidylinositol-3,4,5-trisphosphate 5-phosphatase activity; inositol-polyphosphate 5-phosphatase activity
Source: RefSeq, a predicted model, not a curated record
AGUUGAGGAAGUGGAUGUCUGCAAGCUUGACCAUUACUUUUCUAUUCUUCUUUUUUGCUGUUUUCUCAUCUGUCUUUUCUUGUUUGGUCGAAAGCACGAAUCUUCCUGGUAUUUGGCAUUAAUGAAGAGAAGGCCUAAAAAAAUGUACAACCUGUACUGGGUUGGCGUCAAAUGAUGUGUUUGAGCUCCAUAUAUAGCUGGCAAGCGACAGUAGUUUGUUUAGCAUUUGUGAGUUUUGAUUCUUGAAGUGGAGGUUGUGAUCCUGGGAGUAUGAAAGCGAGAAGAGGAAAACGUUCUGAGCCCUUUUGGCCCUCCAUUGUGAUGAAGAAAUGGCUGAAUAUCAAGCCCAAGGUUUAUGAUUUUAGUGAAGAUGAAGUUGACACUGAGAGUGAGGAUGAUGCUUGUUCGCUUAAAGAUGAACGUAUACAUGAUGAUCAUGCCGAUACAAUUCAGACAGUUUGCUCGAGUAAAACUGCAGGGAAACCUUUGAAAGACUAUUCGGUGAGACACAGGAGAGGAAAAUCAGAAACUUUGCGACUCCAGUACAUAAAUACAAAAGAUGUGAGAGUAACAGUAGGUACAUGGAAUGUUGCUGGAAGGCUUCCAAAUGAUAAUCUUGAGAUCGAUGAUUGGCUCUGUAUGCAAGAGCCAGCAGAUAUAUACAUACUCGGUUUCCAAGAGGUGGUUCCUUUGAAUGCUGGGAAUGUACUCGGGGCAGAAAAUAGAAGACCAAUUCCCAAAUGGGAGAAAAUCAUCCGCAGAACUUUGAAUAAGUCACUGGAACCUGAUGCUAAACAGAAGAGCUACAGUGCACCUCCCUCUCCAGUUUUUAGGACUUCCUCUGCUUCUGAUAUAUUGGCUGAUGCAACUGAUACUCCUGUGCUAGACAUAUUUGGAGAGGAUUCCAUAGGCACCAUCGUCGGCGGUGAUCCUGAGAUAACCAGCAUGCGGAAGAACAUCCGUCUGAAGAAAAUAUAUAAUAUUGAUUGGGAUAACAGGUUGGAUUGGCCUGAACAAUCAUUAGAUGCAACAUCCCAACCUCUAUCUUCUAGAUCCACGUUACGAAGAGUACUAAGCAGUUCCGCAAGAAUUGGUUCUACCUGGAUGAGCAACGGUCUCACCUCCAGCCCUCAAAAUAUUCCGCUGAGUGGUUCUGGCUUAAAACGAAUGCACCGUAGCUCUGGAAACUUAGGAUUGAUCCAUAUGGACCAGGAAGAUGAGCUUGAAGUUCUAGAUUCUCUCUCUGAUGAAUUGGAUCAAAUCUCUGGAGAGGAAGAAGAUUCUUUUGUAGAAAUGACAGAGAUCAGGCGUGAAAAUGCUCUUUCAAGUGAAGCAGUGAAGUCACAUCCAACUUAUGUACGGAUCGUAAGUAAGCAAAUGGUUGGAAUAUAUGUAUCUGUGUGGGUGCGCAGAAGGUUAAGGCGACACAUAAACAACUUGAAAGUAUCUCCAGUUGGAGUUGGGCUUAUGGGCUACAUGGGCAAUAAGGGAUCUGUUUCUGUUAGUAUGUCUCUUUUCCAAAGUCGUCUCUGCUUUGUUUGUUCUCAUUUAACCUCUGGUGAAAAAUAUGGGGCUGAGCAAAAGCGUAACUCUGAUGUUCAUGAGAUUAUAAGGCGCACUCAUUUCUCAUCUGUCUUUGACAUUGAUCAGCCACAGACAAUUCCAUCACAUGAUCAGAUAUUCUGGUUUGGAGAUUUGAAUUAUCGCAUCAAUAUGUUGGACUCAGAAGUAAGGAAGCUUGUUGACAAGAAGCAGUGGGCUGAGCUUCUCUACAAUGAUCAGUUAAGCAAAGAACUCCGGAAUGGGCAUGUUUUUGAUGGAUGGAAAGAAGGGAUCAUAAACUUUGCACCUACAUACAAGUAUGAGAUUAACUCUGAUAGAUAUGUUGGUGAAAACCCUAGAGAAGGAGAGAAAAGGAGAUCUCCAGCAUGGUGCGAUCGGAUACUUUGGUUUGGAAAAGGCAUUAAACAACUUUUCUAUAAGCGAGCAGAGAUAAGGCUAUCAGAUCAUCGACCUGUCAGUUCAAUGUUCAACGUUGAAGUCGAAAUCUUUAAUCAACGCAAGCUCCAGAAAGCACUUAAUUUCUCCAGUGCGGUCGUACAUCCUGAGGUUUUUCUUGAUCAAGUUGACGAUUACCAACUUUAGCAUGUAGAUAGCUACAAAUCCUAAUAACAGGGGGGGUGAUAACAUAUGCCAUCUUCAUUUUCUUCAGAUGGAAAAUUUUGUGCACGUCUUUUGUUUUGAUUUUCAUCAAGAUGUAGAGGUUUGCUUUCAUUUGGAAUUCAAAUAGUUGUGCUCAUGAUGUAUAAAGACAUAACAUUAGGAUUUCUGCUUAAUUCUUAUUCAUUCUCUUGGAUUACAAUACUGUGAAGUAUAAAUAUAUUUGAUGUUAGGUUAUCAGGGAUAAGUGUAAUCUGCGCUACUCAUCAGGAAGAUGAGUAGAUUGCUCGUACCUCUAUGUUCAUACAUGGGUGCCUUCAGCUAGCCAGGAGUGGGCUGUUGUUUAUGCUCUCCCCGCCGUUGGUGU